Molecule: messenger RNA, 4221 nt
Organism: Bufo bufo (common toad)
Lineage: Eukaryota; Metazoa; Chordata; Amphibia; Anura; Bufonidae
Gene: DHX36
Product: DEAH-box helicase 36
Exons: 26
Coding region: 110-3121 (1003 amino acids)
Cellular component (GO): cytoplasm; nucleus; intracellular anatomical structure
Molecular function (GO): ATP binding; DNA helicase activity; G-quadruplex RNA binding
Source: RefSeq, a predicted model, not a curated record
UGACUGGACCAAUUUUCGGCUGGUUCGAGUCUCGUGCAGCUGUGCCGGUGACGGUUUGGCUAAGGUGGUCCCGGUAGUUUUUUUUUCUUCUGCGCCAUCAUCCAGAGGCAUGAGUUACGAGCAUCGGAAAGGAUGGGGCCGGGGUCGUGGGGGUAGAGGGCGAGGAUCCUCCUCAUCCUACCACGAUGGGGGCUCUUCCAGUGAGGCAGGCGAAGGUGUGAGGGAAAGACCACCGCCGCACCUGAGAGGCCGGGAGAUAGGAAUGUGGUAUGCACGAAGGCAGGGCCCGAAGAGAAAAGAAAGGGAGAGGUUGGAGAGAGCGGUGGUACGGAUGGAUGAAUCCAGAGAACAGCACAUCACGCAUCUUCUGAACUGUGUGCAAGCACAAAGCAGAGAUGUCAAGCAGGAGCCGUCUUCGGAGGAGUCGUGGUGGGCAACCGAAAAUGAAAGGUCCUCGAAGAAGAAAGAGAAGCCGGGCAGCGCGAACAAGUGGGUGAGAAAUAGUGCCGCCCCUGAAAUCGCAUUGGCAGAAGAUGACGUGAAAGAUGCCUGGGAUGAUGAUGAGGAGGAGGCGGAGCAGGAGAAAUUUGCUGCGUCCUGUUAUGGAGAGAACAGAGUUAAUGCAGCCUUGGAUCGACGCCUUAAAGAAGAACUGCAGGAUAAAAGGACCGAUAGUAGAUACCGUGAAAUGCAGGUAUUUCGUCAAAAGUUACCUUCAUACAAUAUGAAAGAGGAGAUCAUUAAAAUAGUACAUGCCAAUCGAGUGACAGUCAUUAGCGGAGAGACCGGAUGUGGGAAGACCACGCAAGUAACUCAGUUUAUUCUGGACGAUUUUAUUAACAGAGGAAAAGGCUCUGCUUGUCACAUUGUGUGUACACAGCCCCGAAGAAUCAGCGCAAUUUCGGUAGCAGAACGUGUGGCUGCAGAGCGAGCUGAGCCCUGUGGCAGGGGAUGCAGCACUGGCUACCAAAUACGUCUUGAAUGUCAGUUGCCACGGAAACAAGGGUCUAUUUUGUACUGUACAACCGGCGUAGUCCUGCAGUGGCUUCAGUCCGAUCAGCGGUUGAUCAGCGUCAGCCAUGUCGUGAUAGAUGAAGUCCACGAGAGGAAUUUGCAAUCUGACAUGCUCAUGGCCAUAGUAAAAGAUCUUUUGAAGAUACGUCCGGAUCUGAAGGUCAUAUUAAUGAGCGCCACACUGAAUGCUGCAAAGUUUUCUCAGUAUUUUGACAACUGUCCCAUGUUGCAUAUCCCAGGAUUAACAUUCCCUGUGAAGGAGUAUCUCUUGGAGGAUGUAUAUGAAAUGAUAAAAUUCCGUCCAAAGGAAAGUGAUUGCCGACCACGCACAAAUAGACGUUUUAUGCAGGGACUUAACACUCGUCCGGAGAAAUCUGAAAAGGAAGAAAUCUACAGGGAGCGCUUCCCAAAAUAUUUACAGCAACUUCGAGGAACAUAUUCUGAAAGUACCAUACAUGCUAUAGAAUAUACAGAUGAUGAGAAAAUUAACCUUGACCUGAUUGUAGAGCUCAUCAGGCAUAUUUGUGUGACGGGAGAGGAUGGAGCAAUCUUAGUUUUCCUUCCAGGCUGGGCUAAUAUUAGCACACUGAAUGACUUACUGAUGUCACAGGUCAUGUUUAAGACAGCCUGGUUUCUUAUUAUCCCUUUGCAUUCAUUGAUGCCAACUGUAAAUCAAACACAGGUUUUCAAGACUCCCCCUCCUGGAGUUCGUAAAAUUAUCAUCGCGACCAACAUUGCAGAGACAAGUAUUACCAUAGAUGAUGUGGUACAUGUCAUAGAUGGAGGCAAAUUAAAGGAGACAAACUAUGACACGCAAAAUAAUAUCCGCACCAUGACCGCAGAGUGGGUUAGUCAUGCCAAUGCCAAGCAGAGGAAAGGACGUGCUGGCAGAGUAAAACCAGGAAACUGCUAUCAUCUAUAUAACAGGCUGAGGGAAAGUCUGCUGGACGAUUACCAGCUGCCAGAAAUUGUAAGGACACCGCUGGAAGAACUCUGCCUUCAAGUCAAGAUCCUGAAACUAGGAGGUAUUGACUCUUUCCUUCAAAAAGUAAUGGAUCCACCAUCAAGGGAAGCAAUACUACUAGCAAUAACGCAUCUUAUCGAGCUGAAUGCCCUAGAUAGGCGUGAGGAACUUACACCACUUGGCUUCCAUUUGGCACGCAUGCCUGUUGAGCCACAUAUUGGCAAGAUGAUUCUCUUUGGUGCUUUGUUCUGCUGUUUGGAUCCAGUCUUAACAAUUGCAGCAAGUCUCAGCUUUAAAGACCCAUUUGUUAUUCCUCUGGGAAAAGAUAAAUUGGCAGAUGCGAAAAGAAGGGAGAUGUCACAGAAUACUAAAAGUGACCAUUUGACUAUCCUGAAUGCAUUCCGGGGCUGGGAAAGUGCAAAACAGUGGGGUCCGAGAGCAGAAAGGGAGUACUGCUGGGAUUUCUUCUUGUCUACCAAUACCCUCAAGAUGUUGGGAGACAUGAAAGGACAGUUUGCUGAACAUCUGCUCGGAGCUGGCUUUGUGAGCAGCAGGAGCCCAAAAGAUCCUAAAUCUAACAUCAAUUCAGAUAAUGAGAAGCUCAUUAAGGCUGUGAUAUGUGCUGGGUUGUACCCAAAAGUGGCUAAGAUUCGUAUCGGCCGCAAGAUGAAAAGAUCAUCGGUAAAUGUCUAUACAAAAGCAGAUGGCAAGGUCUGCAUUCACCCCAAAUCUGUGAACGUAGAGGAGACAGAAUUUAACCAUAAAUGGCUGGUUUAUCACCUGAAAAUGAAAACUAGCAGUAUUUACCUGUAUGACUGCACCGAGGUCUCUCCGUACUCGCUGCUUUUCUUUGGAGGAGAUAUUUCCAUUCAGAAGGACCAGGAUCAGGACACAAUUGCAGUAGAUGAGUGGAUUGUCUUCCAGUCUCCUGCUCGCAUUGCUCAUUUAGUUAAGGAUUUAAAGACCGAGUUAAAUUCACUUUUGAAAGAGAAGAUUGAAAGUCCUCAGCCUGUGGAUUGGGAUGAUACCAGAUCUAGAGACUGUGCCGUUCUUUUAGCUAUCAUUGAUCUGAUAACCACACAGGAGAGUGGACAAGCCAAGAACUUUGACUUUGAUCCUUCAAUUCCAGGGCACCUAUACUAGGUGAUUUGGUGCCAUCUCUACUGGUGUACACAUGGAUUUACCGUGUAUACCUUCUUUUCACUUUAUGAACUAGUAAGUGUAUAUGAGACCCCUGUUGAGCUGUUAAUCGCUACAUUUACAGAUUUGACCAUUAUUCAUUUUUGUGCUCUUUCCAUUUUUAUUUUUUAUUUCACUGUAGAAAAGUUCAGACAGGAAUUCAGCCGUUGUUAAAAUUCCUCUGCUACAUUGAUUAGUUUUUUUGUUGUUUUUACUGUUCUUUUUUUAUAGGUCGUGAUGCUUUUAUAAGCAUUGUUCUAAUGGCACUGAUCCUUAAUGUUUGCAAGUUCAGGUUUCUGAGCCAGUAUACUAUUUAUGUUCACCUGAAAUGUUUUGCCUGUUCUGAUGCCUUGCAAGUAUUCUAUAUCAGUAAAGAAGUUAUUAUAUUAGGCCAUUAUUUCCCAGGAUUUUAAUAUUGAUGGCCUGUCCUCAGGACAGUCCAUCACCCCGAACCCCCAUCAAUCAGCUGUACCCAAGUAGCUCCGGCACAGACUUGUGGGCCAUUGAAGUGAAGGAGAGCAGUGCUGCAGUAACCAGCUCCAUCCACUACACAGCGGACAGAGAAGUGUAGUUCCAGCGCCAGAGCUACUCAUGAACAGCUAAUCGGUGGCGAGUGCUGGACCCCCGCUGAUCAGAUAUUAACAUUAAAAUACUGGAUUAUCCCUUUAAUUCACAAAACAUAUCAGAAGAUUAAUUUUGUACGUCCUAGACAAAUGAAAAGAUCCGUUUGGUGACAUUGUGAACUACAGAACACUUCUGAUUUCAUGAACAAAGACCUAUAUAGAGAACUGAGCCCCUUUGGCACCGCACAUUUCUUGGAAAUCGGACAUCUGUUCAUUGGUUUAAAAGGGUAGUCUCAUCUUCGACAUCGUUGGCAUAUCGCUAGGACAUCUCUGGGACCCAGACCUAUCUCCAGAACGGAUCGCCUGAAGUGAGUGGAGAGCAGCCACCCUUCAAUCAUUUAUUUAGGACUGUUGCUUUGCUAUCUCUGGCAGCUCCAUAGAAAUGAAUGGAAUUGUUGCCUUGCUUGCCCGGUGAGGUUUCCAUUAAUUUAUAGAGGACUU